GCAUGGCAAUAAUGGCAUUGGUGAUGGCUGAUUCAGUGUAUAUGCUUCUGAAAUUCGAACAAGCUUCAAGGCCUUGGUUAACUUAUGAUUGAAAAUGUUUGACUCGUCAGACUCUGAAGAAGAUACAAAUGUGGUUCCAGCACAGACAUUAAAGAUUGACUGGCUAGAUAUGUCAUUCAUGGGUUGCCCAGAAAGUGUAGCUCUCAGCGGUCUGCCAGGUUGCCGCUUCAGAAAUAUCUUCCAGAACCUUAGCUCAGAUCUUGAUAGUAUUGAAGAAAGGGGAAUAACAGAUGUCAUAAUGUUAGUCACAAGGGGUGAGCUCAGGAAGUACCGUGUUCCUGACCUGAUCAAUGAAUAUGAAGUCAGAGGAAUACGUGUCUACCAUUACCCAUUCCUUGAUGGAACUGCCCCAUCCAUUGACACUGUUAUGACUAUUAUUGACUGCAUCAGGCAAAUCCUCGAAGAGAAACGGAAGAUUUUAGUACACUGCAUGGGAGGCUUAGGCAGAGCUUGUGUGAUAGCAUCUUGCCUCCUACAAUACUUUGAUAAUUCUGUGACACCAGACCAGACAAUAUUUUUACUCAGGGACCUAAGGGGAGCUUGUGCAGUGCAAACCGUUAAGCAAUAUAAUUUCAUUCAAGAUUUCCGAAGUCUGUGUGAGAGGUGGAUGGAUGAGGACAUCGAUAGGUCUGUGUCUCGCUGACAGUUUGGAAGCAAAGGCAUAGCAACAGGAGAUUUACGUUCAUAGAGGAAAAGAGCUAGAAAAGUGAUGAUGCACACCAAGCAGGGCAAAGGAACUGUGCAAAAUAACAAUGGCAGUAUCAAGAAGAACAGUAAAGGCAGCAUCCCUGCGAGUAAUAGUUGAUGAAAAUGUUGACUUCAUUGACAUUUUGAUGGAACAGCACGGCAGUCUGCUUUCAGAGGAACCAACCAUUAUGGAUUGUGAAUUUCAGAAUGUAUUAUAUCAAGAAAAGUUAUACUAUAAUAAUCUUCACUUUUAUCCGCUCAUUUGUUGAAUGAUAUUCACUUUUGAUAAAUUUCAAUUGUAUUUUACUUUUAAAUACUUUGAAUUCAACUGGGGAAGAUCGGUUAAUUGACGUUUUUUAUGUUCAUUCUUAGGGCUUUCAACAAAAGAUGCAAUGAACUUAGUUCACUGCAGUGCACAUCCCACUGCAUUUAAACUGUCACAUAUAUAACUUAAGAUAUAUGUACAGCAGGAUAUAGCACAACUGUGGCAGCUUACUAUUGGUGUUAUUGAGCAGAUGAGUGUAGAAACUUUUAAAUAUUGCAUUGUGUUAUGAUUAUAUCAUAUGGUUAUGAUAUUCAGUAGUAAAUUCACUUUAUUUAUAACAGUCCGGAUAUGCAGAAAAUUAGUUAUCAGUCCUCACAUGUGUAUUUGUGGUAUUUUCAGAAUUUUUCAAAUUAAAAGGGCGUAUUUUUGUUAAUCUAGUCGAAGUACAAUUUAUAUAUAUUUUUUUUUUACUCCAUUAUUAUUGUCGUGAUUGACAUGAAAGAUAUUUAACUUUUUUUAUUCUUUCAAACUUGUAAAAGUUUCAGGUUAUUGUUAGAUAUCUAACAGAGUUAUAUGAUAUAAUGAUUUCAUGUUCCUAUUUUAAUGGAUUUUGGUGCUUUAUUUUCAGAAUCAGUAGUAAAUUAUGCAAAGAUAAAAGAAAGACUUCCUCAUGAUUAAGUGUUCAUGCUUUAUUUUCACAACAUUGUAUUUGCCAGUAUUGGAAUUUUAAUGAGAAUGAUAAAAAAUUAUUUGUAUUGGAAAUAUGAAAGCAAAUGUAUGAAGUGUAUAAAUUACGAUGAUUUAACGAGAAAAAAAUACCCAGUCACAUACAGUGACAGUCUGUUAUUUUUUUACAAGCAUUUUUUCUUUGAAGAAUUUUGGUUAAUCCUUAGUUAUGUAAAAACGAAGCAAAAUAAGCCUUCUGGAGUGGUCUGGAUAUUAUUUGGAAAAAUUUCAAAUGUAUUUUCUUGUAUAUUUUGGCUGGUCCAUGAAAUCUAACUAUAUUAGAAGGGAUUUCAUGAAUACCCCUCUUAUUGUUAUUUCAUGAUAGGUUCUUAUGAAUAAAGAAAUGCUAAAAAUGC
Penaeus vannamei (Pacific white shrimp) is the source of this 2094-nucleotide messenger RNA. The record is from RefSeq and is a predicted model, not a curated record. NCBI's taxonomy places the organism in Eukaryota, Metazoa, Arthropoda, Malacostraca, Decapoda, Penaeidae.